AAACGAUUGCACGCUCUCGUUUAGCAUAACAAACCCGGACUAGCGACAUUGAAAGAAGGAAAGAAAUCGUUCUUGAUUAUUUGUUUUGUCUCAAGACAUUGAAAACAGGCAUGGACCCGAAAAUUUUUCGCAAACUUGGGGGUGGGAACGAGCCCCACUAUGCUCCGCAUCUCAACACGGUACCCGCAUCAAAAUCUGUUGAUUACCACUGGCUAAAUCAACCUGCUGUGAAGAAGCCGAAAGUCGACCUCGCCAAGACUAAGACCAUUCAGAUUGGGCGUCAGGGCAGUGUAGAAGACCCUACUUCUCCGAUCGGCUCCCCUUCUCUAUCCGUGGGAUCGCCAGGGUCAACGGCCAUGCCCAGCUCUCCUCCCAUAUCUACCUUCUCAUUCAACAACUUCGUCACCCAGCCAACGGGACUUAAAUCCGAGAAACAAUUCUACCAUACAUUCGACUUCAAAUCUUAAGUGACUUAAAUUUCAAGGAAAAAAAAACUGACCUGAGUAAAUGGUCAACAAAAUAACUGGGGAAUGUAUGGAACUUUGAGGAUAUUUUUUGCACCAUUUUUAAAGAGGACUUUCGGACAUUCAUUGGGGGAUAUUUGCCAUUCAGGUUCAUCCGUGUAUUCUAAGUCACUCGCUUCAACAAACAUUAUGCAAGUAUGUUUGAAGCUAGAUCAAUAUCAUGAUCGAUUUGUUUUUGGCGAUGGUAAAAUAUUUGUAUAUCGAAUGUUUAAAACACAGAGCUAGUCCGUCUUUCACGUUGUUGCAAAUUUCAGUUGCAUAAAAGUCCGCAAAUUUGUGAUGAGAUACGAGUACUAGUUAUUAUGCUCGUUGUGACUUUUCAUAACCUCGUAUGGUAUACAUGUGCUAUUUCAUUUUUUUCUUGUACGGAAUACGAGUUUGUAUAUAAAUAGGGUAGAAGCCCGAGUUUUUGAGUUGCGUGUGUUUACAUUAUUUGUCAUUGCUUUUCAAUUAAAUCAUAUUUUUGUACAAAAA
Mizuhopecten yessoensis (Yesso scallop) is the source of this 998-nucleotide messenger RNA. RefSeq lists its product as uncharacterized. The transcript has 2 exons. NCBI's taxonomy places the organism in Eukaryota, Metazoa, Mollusca, Bivalvia, Pectinida, Pectinidae. The coding region runs from base 111 to 467 and encodes 118 amino acids. The record is from RefSeq and is a predicted model, not a curated record.